Cynara cardunculus var. scolymus (artichoke) is the source of this 1350-nucleotide messenger RNA. Its product is annotated as protein NDL1-like. NCBI's taxonomy places the organism in Eukaryota, Viridiplantae, Streptophyta, Magnoliopsida, Asterales, Asteraceae. The coding region runs from base 94 to 1125 and encodes 343 amino acids. The transcript is spliced from 11 exons. The record is from RefSeq and is a predicted model, not a curated record.
AGAGAGAGAGAAUACUAAAAGAGGAAGGAGGAGAGAAGAAGAAGAGAGAGAGAGAAGAAAGGGUUUUUGGGUUUUCUUCUUUAGACGACGGCCAUGGCAGAUUCAAUCGAUUCCAUUGCCGUUGAUAUGGAAACCGUCUAUCUUGGUGGAAAGGAACAUAUCAUUCGGACAGCCCAUGGUUCUGUGUCUGUUAUUGUUUACGGAGAUGAAGAAAAACCACCAUUGAUUACUUAUCCCGAUGUAGCUCUAAAUCAUAUUUCAUGUUUCCAAGGAUUGUUCUUCUGUCCUGAAGCAUCGUCUUUGCUACUACACAAUUUCUGCAUUUAUCACAUAACUCCACCUGGACACGAGUUAGGAGCUGCAUCCAUUUGUGCCGAUGAUCCUUACCCUUCUGUUGAUGAUCUUUGCGAUCAAAUUCUCGAGGUCCUCAAUCAUUUUAGGCUCGGUGCAGUGAUGUGCAUGGGGGCAAUGGCCGGUGCAUAUGUCCUUACACUAUUUGCGAUACGAUAUAGAGACAGAGUUGCUGGUUUGAUACUCAUUUCGCCUUUGUGCAAAGCACCUUCUUGGACCGAGUGGUUUUACAAUAAGUUGAUGUCGAAUAUGCUGUACUACUACGGUAUGUGUAGCGUGUUGAAGGAGUGUCUGCUUCAAAGAUACUUCAGUAAGGAAGUUCGUGGUAGUCCAGAAAUCCCGGAAUCAGAUAUUGUGCAAGCAUGUAGAAAGCUAUUGGAUGAGAGGCAGAGCAGCAACGUGUUGCGGUUUCUUCAAGCAAUUGAUAGGAGACCCGACAUUACUGAAGGAUUAGAAAGACUAAAAUGCCGAACGCUUAUAUUUGUCGGAGAUAGCUCCCCGUUCCAUUCUGAUUCCCUCCACAUGACCACAAAACUGGAUCGAAGAUACAGUGCUUUAGUAGAGGUACAGGGUUGCGGAUCGAUGGUAACAGAAGAGCAGCCGGAUGCAAUGUUGGUUUCAUUGGAGUAUUUUCUAACGGGGUAUGGAUUGUAUAAGUCGAAUGGCAGCCCGCGUAGCCCAUUGAGCCCGACCCGCAGCAUCUCCCCGGAACUUCUCUCGCCAGAAAGCAUGGGAUUGAAGCUUAAACCGAUUAAAACGCGGGCUAUCUUCUGAACGUAAUUGCUUUUCCUCGUAACGGUCGAUAUCGAAAAAAGAUUGUUUAAAUUUGGUUGUAAAGUAUACUUUCUUUUUCGAUAGAAAGGGUAGAUAUGUCAAAUGGAGUUAGGGUUCAGGAGUAAGGUUAAAAACAUUCUUUGAAUUUUGUAUUUUGUAUUCAUUCAUUUGUAUUUGUAUAAAACACAUUUGGACGUUUUAUUAUAUUCAUUACACAUUUAUAUC